Molecule: messenger RNA, 953 nt
Organism: Talaromyces proteolyticus
Lineage: Eukaryota; Fungi; Ascomycota; Eurotiomycetes; Eurotiales; Trichocomaceae
Exons: 4
Coding region: 117-953 (278 amino acids)
Biological process (GO): regulation of DNA-templated transcription
Cellular component (GO): nucleus
Molecular function (GO): zinc ion binding; DNA-binding transcription factor activity, RNA polymerase II-specific
Source: RefSeq, a predicted model, not a curated record
CUACAAGAUAGAUAUAUUGUUAUUAUUAUUGAUUUAAAUUGAUAAAACUGAUUUUGAAUAAUUAGUGCUUUGAAAUUUCAUUAGUAUCUAGAGUUGAAUUGAGUGGUCCCAAAACCAUGGCAACCACGAUCAAACGAAAAGACAGAGUGUCUCGUAUCACAACAGCUUGCAAUCCCUGCCGGUCGCGCAAGCAAAAGUGCAGCGGUGAGAGACCAACUUGUGAACAGUGUAUUGAAUACCGACGCGAAUGUGCUUGGCCGGAGCAAUUAAAGCGUGGCCCAGCCAAAGGUUAUACUGAGGCCCUGGAAAACCGCCUCCUUGAGACUGAAAAUGUUUUGUUAACGAUACUUUCUAAUUUAUCGCAACCUCAACUAUAUUCAAUACUAUCCGAAAAUAUAUCUAGAAGAGAUAGCAAGAACCAAGGGAAACGAGCCAUUCACAUACCAUCACCCUCUUCUCAUAAACGUGGAGUGGAUUAUUGGAAAUCAUUCCCAUUGAGCAGUGCCGAAGAUAUCCGAAGAUGGGAGAAAGACUGUCAUUGUGUACGAAGAAGUUCAGUUGUUAGCGAACACGACGCAGAUACCAUAGCCUCGACGAGGUCCCUCAGGAGAAAAACGGCGGAAACAACAAGAGACGAUGUUGAAUCUGCUUUCGAAGCUAGCCCUACUACUAUAACUUCGCAUGAAAACAUUAACCCAGAUAUCACACUUGAUGCAAUGUAUGGACAGACAGUUCACCGCCAGCAUCAUCCCGCUACAGGCGACUCCCAGGACAGGGCGACGUCGGAUCAAUUCAUUUCACAACCAACGAGAAUUAGCCCACACGACGAUUAUAGCCCUUCUCCCCGACUCGAUCAACCUAAGGAUCAAGUCAACACAUCACAGGAACGUCAGCAGUUAAGUACAUGGGAAGCAGCGCCAUCGAUAGACUUUCAAAGGCAGUUUCUUUGGUAG